AUGUUGAUAAGGGGAAGGAAUAUAAUUACUCAUUUUCAUUUUAAUUUGCCGAUUUUUUUUCAUAUAAGAUAUAAAUGCAAUUUGAACAUUAAGAAGACGCAUAACCAUUUUUUAAAAAACUUAUGUAACAAAAAUGUUAUAAAUAAUAUGGAUUGCUUAAAUUUAAUUGAGAACAUGAAAUAUGUAGAUGAGAAUAAUGUAAGUAAAGAUAUAAUUUUUCGUUAUAUAGAAAAAUUGAAAUGUGUGAAUGAUAUAUGGAAUGUAAAUAAGAUAUAUGUUAUUUUUAAGACAUUAAUAAAAUAUAAUAUAUAUGAUAUGAUAUUAUUAAAGAAGAUAGAAAAUAAUAUUAUUAAUAUAAAUAUAGUAGAUGAUAUAAAAAAGGAUUAUUAUGAAAAUAUUUAUAUUAUAAGAAUAUCUUAUGUAUUAUAUGCAUUUUAUUAUUUUUUAAAUGAAAAUAUUAAUCUAAAAGUUGUACACAAUUUAAUUAAUAUUCUCCAUAGAAAGAUUGAUUAUAUUAUAUAUCAUAAAGAUUUUUUUAAUGAGUUUAUUUUAAAUCAUAUUAAAAAAUAUGAUGAACAAAAUAAAAAAAAUGUAACUUAUAAGAAGGAUACACCAGGUAAUGAUUUCUUGAAGGAUAGGGAUAUAAAGGUUGGUAUGAAUAAUGUGAGAAAAAAUAUAUCGAACAUAUCAAACAAAUCAAACAUAUCAAACGUAUAUAAUAUAUCCAAUCAUAUGUCUAAUAAUAUUCAUGAUAAUAUAACUCAACAACCUUUGACCCUCCAAUAUGAUACAAAUCAUUCUAGAGACAUGUUUGUGAGAAAUAUAAAUUUCCAUGAAAUAUAUUUAAGCAUCAUUACUUUAAAGAAGUUGGGAUAUAAUAAAAAUGAAGAAUUUAUAAAAAAGCUGAAGUUUUUAUUUUAUUUUAAUUGUAUUAAUUUGGAUAAUAAGAUAAACGACAAAGAUUUGAAAUAUAUCACUUUAUUGUUUAAUAUUUUUUAUGAGGACACCGAUUUAUAUUUGCUUAGUAUUGUUAAAUAUGUUCUAUUAGAAAAUGAAAAAAAGAAUAAUAUGUUUCCUGAGACAGAUGAAAAUAAAAAUGUGUGUAGUAUACAUGACCUGUCCUUAAUCAUGUUAACAUAUUAUAAUAAAGAAAAAGGAAAAAAAAAAGAACAUACCAAAUAUGAGGAGGAACAAAAACAAAGCAAAAUAAAGAAAAAUAAUAUAAAGCAAAAUAAUAUGAAGCAAAAUAAUAUAAAGCAAAAUAAUAUGAAGCAAAAUAAUAUAAAACAAAAUGAUUAUGUUAAGGAGGAACCUAGUAUAACAUAUAACAAUUUUGAGGACACAAAUUAUCACGUUAAUGAUAAUAUAAUAAGCAUAAUUGAUCAUAUUAAAUAUUUAAGUGCUUAUAAAAAGAUGAAUUUAAAAUAUAUGCUUUCAUAUAUUAAAAGCAAAUAUGAUACAAAUUAUGAUUUAAAGGAUAUUAUAUAUAAUAAUGUUUUACAUUUGUUAUAUAAAAAAUAUGAACACAAUGUAAAUAUGAAAGAAAACAAGCGGAUAGAUAAAGAAGAAAAAGAAAAAGAAAAAAAAAUAAAUAAUAAUAAUAAUAAUAAUAAUAAUAUAUAUUAUGAAAAUAUAACUGAAGAUUUACAAAGUUUAAGUGAAUUAAUAAAAAUAUACAAUACAUAUUUAAAAUAUGAUAUAGACAUAUUAUAUUAUAUAUAUAUUAAAAAAUAUAUAGAAUAUUGUAAUAUCGAAACAAUAAUGAAUAUAUUUCAAGCCUAUAUUUUUGUAUACAACAUUAAUAAUGAGGAUAGCAAAAAUUAUAAUUACAUAAUCUCAUCGAAUGAGAUGCAACACAUGAAAGAAAAAAAAAAAGAAGACAACAAUGAAAAUGAAAAUAAAAAUAAAAAUAAAAACAACAACAAUAAUAAUAAUAAUAAUACCUAUAAUAAGUAUUAUUGUGAUGUUCGUAUGAAUAUACGUAACAAUUUAACAAAUUUAAAUAAUGUUGUUAUACAAAUAAUUAGCUCCAAAUCCUUAUAUAGAAUAUACCAUAUGUGCAAUAUUAACCAGAUAAGUCAUAUUUUAUAUUAUUUAUAUCAAAUUAAUAAUAUUAUAGAAAAUAAUAUUUAUGAAGAAUUAUAUAUUAACAAAUUAUAUAAUCAUAUAAAAAAUAUCGCAUUAAUUAGAUUAAAAUGUUUUUUAAAUAAUCAGGAAAAUAAAAGGAACAUGGAUACCUUCAAUGUUGAACGUAAUGAGGAGGGAUCCACAUUGAAGAACAUACAAUGUGAUAAUUUUUUAUCAGAAAAAUAUAUGGAAACAUUAAAAAAUGAUGACAAAUAUAAUAAUUACAUAGGAUAUAAUAAUAAUAAUAAUAAUAAUAAUACAUCAUAUAAUAAUAUAAUAUACAAUCAGGAUGAUAAAUAUUAUAACAAUGAUAAAGUGAAUAAUAUAUCAUCAUAUGAACGUAUGAUAAUUAAAAGAAAUGAGAACCUUGAAAAAAAGAAUAUUCAAGAAAAAAAAGAAUUUAAUGAAUAUAAAAAUAUGUAUACAUUCAAAUACACAAAUGACAUCAUAAAUUCCAUUAUAUUAUUAUUUAAUAUAUUUAGUAAAAGAAGUGAUACUAAAAAUAUAUCAAGUAUGAUUUUAAAAAUAUUGAAAAAAUCACAAUUUGAUGAAAGAGAUUAUUCAUGUAGCACAUACAUAAACAUACUGAACUCAUUUGCAAAAUUAAGAUAUAGAAAUGUUAAUAUGAUACAUAUGUUAUUAUUAAAAAUAAAAGAAAAUAUUGAUACUUUACAUUUUUUGGAGUAUACAAAUCUUGUAAUAUCCUUGUCAAAGUUAAAUAUAAUUGAUACUAAUUUUAACAAAUAUGAUAACAAUAUAUUUAAUGUAAACCAUAAAAUUAAAAAUAAUAAUGAUAAUAAUAAUAAUAAUGAUGAGGAUGGAAUAAAUCAUAUAUUUUUAAACAAAUAUAAUGAUAAUGAAGUAGAUGGAAUAAAUUAUAUACAAGUUACUAAUAAUUUAUAUGAUAUUUUUAAAAAAAUCGAUGAAAAAAUCUAUUCUGUUUCUUUUGUUCCAUGUUAUAAAAUGAUUCAUAUUAUAUCAAAUCUAUUACAUAGUUAUAUCGUGUUAGGGUUUGAUAAAAUUCAUUUUAAAAGUAUAAAUAGAAUGAUCGAAUGUGUUCAUGAUUAUAUAUUUCUAUAUUUUAAUAAGAAGGCGUUACACAAACAUGAUGCCUCUAAUGAAAUGUGUUUUGUGAAAAACGAAGAUUCUACACGCACAAAAGGACAUAUGAAUGAUGAACAAAAUGAUUUAUAUAAAAUAAAUAAUAAUACAACAUAUUUUUUUAACAAAAACCACUUUUGGUAUUUCAGUGGUAAAAACGAUAUCAUUAUAACAAAAAGGCAAGAGAACGAGGUACAAAAUAAAGAAAUUGAAGAGAAGGAUGGAUGUAAAUUUGAAGAAAUAAAUAAAGAAAAAAAAUUAUAUUUACCUGUACAGUCAUUAUACCAAAUAUAUUUAUUUUAUAUAUAUUUUAAUAUUUAUGUAAAAUAUUUAUUUACUUGUUACAUUAAUUAUUGUAAUGAGGAAACGGGUGUAUCUAAAGAAGAUAAGGAGAUGAUAGGAAUGAAGAAUAGAUAUAAUACAAUCAAUACGUUUGAUCAUAAUGUAUCAUAUAAUUAUUCUUCGUUUAAUACAUUGUAUAGUCCAUAUAUGUUUUUAAAAAAUAAAAAGACAAACAAUGAGGAGGUAUUUGAUGGUUCCUUACAUAAAAUUUUGAGUGAGAGUAGUAUAUAUGUAUUAAAUAAUUUAUUUCGAUUUGUUAAAUAUAUAAAUAAUUUCUUACAUAAAGCUAGUUAUGAAAAAUAUAAUUUUUUUUUACCAUUUUUAAAUGAUUAUAUAAAAAAUCAAAAAAAAAAUGAGGACUUGAUUGAACAGGUUAAAGCAUGUCAUGUUCAUUAUAGUCAAUAUAAUAAGAAACUAGCAUCGUCAAGUUUUCACAGGGACGUUUUUAUAACAUUACGUGCAUUGGAUAUUAAAAAUAUGGAGUGUGAGGUACCCUUUCUUGAUGGUAUAUACACUAUAGACAUUGUUAUAGGCAACAAGAUAUGUAUCGAAAUUAAUGGACAUAACCACUACUAUUAUGACAAGGACAUGAAAAGAUGUUAUGAUAAAAUUGAAGCACAAAAUUUAAUAAAAUAUUAUUUGUUGAGUAAAAAAUAUAAACUCAUUUUAGUAAAUUAUUUUGAAUGGGUUAAUCUUUCUACGGUGGAAGAGAAAAAAGAAUUCUUGAUGAAAAAAAUAAAAUCGACAAAUAUGUUUUAG
Molecule: messenger RNA, 4329 nt
Organism: Plasmodium falciparum 3D7
Lineage: Eukaryota; Apicomplexa; Aconoidasida; Haemosporida; Plasmodiidae
Product: RAP domain-containing protein
Exons: 3
Coding region: 1-4329 (1442 amino acids)
Source: RefSeq, a predicted model, not a curated record